AUGUCCUCUCCGAGCGCAGCACGCGUCCCUCACAAGAGGAAGACCAAGAUGAAGCACUUCGUGCAGCAGAAAGUGGAGGUGUUCCGCGCCGCGGAGCCCGUGUCGAGCGUGCUUAUGUGGGGAGUCAAUCACUCGAUCAACGACUUGAGCCAGGUGCCAGUCCCUGUCAUGUUGCUUCCUGACGAUUUCCGAGCCAGCACCAAGGUCAAAGUCAACCACUACCUCUUCAACAAAGAGAAUCUCCCGGGACAGUUUAAAUUUAAAGAGUACUGUCCACAAGUUUUCAGGAACCUGCGAGAGCGCUUCGGCAUCGAGGACCAAGAUUACCAGGUGUCUCUGGCUCGCAGUCCGCCCCUCAAAGACUGGGAGGGAACAUGUGAGGGCCUGCUGCUUGUGUCAUAUGACCGCACUUUGGUGGUCAAAGAAAUCUCCAGUGAGGAGGUGGCUGAGAUGCACAACAUUCUCUCUGAGUAUCACCAGCAUGUUGUCACCUGUCACGGCUCGACGCUGCUCCCUCAGUUCCUGGCCAUGUACAGAGUCACAGUGGAGAGUGAGGAUAAUUACCUAUUGGUCAUGAGGAACAUGUUCAGCCACAGACUGCAUGUACACUGGAAGUAUGAUCUCAAGGGUUCCCUGGUGUCUCGAGAAGCAACUUUUAAAGAGAAGGUCAAGGAGCUUCCCACCUAUAAGGACAUUGACUUUGUGAACAACAUGCAAAAGGUUUACGUGUGUGACGAGGAGAAAGAGAGGCUCAUGGACAAGCUUAACAGAGAUAUUGAGUUCCUGGUACGUAUGAGGAUCAUGGACUACAGCCUCCUUCUGGGUAUCCAUGACGUGGAAAGGGCUGAGAGAGAGGAGGAGGAGAUGGAAUCAUCUAAUGCUGAAGAAGAGGAAGAUGAAAGCAGCCAAUCUGCAGUUCCAGGCUCCACCUCACCUGAAGGCAUCGCGGGUUACAUGAACUCCUUGAAGCCUAUGGGCCCCGGGGAGUUCGACCCUUACGUGGAUGUGUAUGCUAUCCAGAGCGCCGUAGGCGCUCCUCGGAGGGAAGUGUAUUUCAUGGGUUUGAUUGAUGUGCUGACGCAGUACGACGCCAAGAAGAAAGCGGCUCAUGCGGCCAAGGCUGUCAAACACGGGGCAGGAGCAGAGAUCUCAACAGUUCAUCCAGAGCAGUAUGCUAAGCGUUUCAAGGAGUUUGUCACGAAGAUAUUUGCCUAG
Nerophis lumbriciformis (worm pipefish) is the source of this 1215-nucleotide messenger RNA. The record is from RefSeq and is a predicted model, not a curated record. Lineage: Eukaryota; Metazoa; Chordata; Actinopteri; Syngnathiformes; Syngnathidae.